Molecule: messenger RNA, 3580 nt
Organism: Zingiber officinale
Lineage: Eukaryota; Viridiplantae; Streptophyta; Magnoliopsida; Zingiberales; Zingiberaceae
Product: probable LRR receptor-like serine/threonine-protein kinase At1g56140
Exons: 24
Coding region: 157-3318 (1053 amino acids)
Biological process (GO): protein phosphorylation
Molecular function (GO): protein binding; protein kinase activity; ATP binding
Source: RefSeq, a predicted model, not a curated record
UACAGGUCGUUUACGUCAGUGCCACCGCCUAGUUGCUUCUUUUCCGUUCUUAUCUUCGAAUCGCAAAGUCCGCUCUUCAUCAAUAAUUUCAAGCGAGUGGAAUCGUUCACCGGAGGGAAUCAAUCUUCUUCAUCGCAGCUCUCAUUGAUUCUAAUCAUGGCGGUGCACAAAUCCCAUGCUUCCUGGCUCAGGAAUGCAGGUUCGGUAUUCUCCUGCAUCCUCAGUUUGCUGCUCUUUCUGUCACCGGAGAGAGCUAAAGCUCAAGCUCCGGCUCCUCAACCUCAAUCUCAAGCUAGGGCUGAUCCAGUUGAAGCUCUGGCGUUGAACACAAUCUUUGGAAGAUGGGGUUUGAAGGCACAGUCAACAUGGAAUAUUAGUGGUGAACUAUGCAAUGGUGUGGCUAUUGAUUCAACCAUAUUGGAUGGCGAUAUCUUCAAUCCUGGAAUCAAAUGUGACUGCAGUUACAACAAUGGCACCAUCUGCCAUAUCGAUCAGUUGAGGAUAUUUAACUUGGAUGUGGUUGGAACCAUCCCUGAAGAGCUGCAAGAUCUACCCUAUCUCUGGAAUCUAAAUUUUUGGAAAAAUUACCUGACUGGUUCUGUGCCUGCAUUUUUUGGGAACUUCACCAGGAUGCAAUACCUAAGCGUAGGGAAUAAUGCAUUGUCAGGGCCAAUACCAAAGGAACUUGGCAACCUUCAGCGACUUAUCUCUCUGGGUUUAUCAAAUAAUAACUUCAGUGGUUCCAUCCCUCCAGAGUUUGGGAAUUUGACCAGCAUACAAAGACUAUAUGUGGAUAGUUCUGGACUUAGAGGUGAGCUACCACCAACACUGUCCAAUCUGAAAACCUUGUCAACGUUUUGGGCUUCAAACUGUAAUUUCACGGGCAAAGUUCCUGAUUUCAUCGGGGAAUGGAGAAACCUAACCGUCUUGCGGCUUCAAGGCAACUCCUUUGAAGGCCCAAUUCCUGCAAGUUUUUCUAGCCUCAACCAACUUACUGAACUAAGAAUAGGGGAUAUCAUAAAUGGGAGCUCCUCUUUAGAAUUUAUACGUGACAUGACAUCUCUCAGCACUUUAGUGUUAAGAAACUGCAAGAUUUCUGAUGCUAUUCCGUCAAACUUUUCACACUAUACAAGUUUACAGCAACUGGAUUUGAGUUUUAACAAUAUAACAGGGGAAGUUCCUCAGUCCCUCUUCAGUUUGAGUUCACUUGCCUACGUUUUUCUUGGCAAUAACAGCCUAUCUGGUAACCUACCAGCUCAAAAGAGCAAUGCACUGAUGAAUAUAGAUCUUUCAUACAAUCAAUUAUCAGGAACCUUUCCCUCUUGGGUUAGCCAACGAAAUCUGCAGCUAAACUUGGUGUCAAACAACUUUGUAAUUGAUGAUUCCAACAGCAGCAUAUUACCUUCAGGGUUAAGAUGUCUUCAACGAGAUUUCCCAUGCUAUCGUGGUUCUCCAAACUAUUAUUCCUUUGCAAUAAAAUGUGGAGGCAGUAAUCCUGUUACAGCUUCUGAUGGUACACUAUACGAGAAGGAUAAUGCAAGUCUCUCAAGUGCAUCAUACUUCGUGACAGAUCCAAUUAGAUGGGCUGUCAGCAAUGUUGGAAGCUUUACAGAUGCUUCUAAUAGUAAUUAUAUAAUUACUAUUAAUUCUAACUUCCAGGGUACUCUAGAUCCAGAAUUGUUUUACACUGCUAGACUAUCUCCAUCUUCACUGAGAUAUUACGGUUUUGGUCUUGAGAACGGAAAUUACACCAUAAAACUCCAAUUUUCUGAGUUUGCUAUCCUUGAUACACCUUCUUGGAGAAGUGCUGGUAAUAGGAUGUUUGAUAUUUAUAUUCAGGGUAUUCAAAAAGAGAGAGAUUUUGAUAUAAAAAGGGAAGCUGGUGGGAGAUCAACACGAGCUGUUGUCAGGGAAUAUGUUGCUCCAGUCACCAACAAUUUUCUUGAAAUCCAUUUCUUUUGGGCUGGAAAGGGUACUUGCUGUACACCAUUUAAUGGAUAUUACGGCCCAUCUAUCUCAGCUAUCAGUGUAUCACCUAAUGAUUUCAAUCCUACUGUAUCAAACCAACCACUUGGCAUAAAUUCAAAAAAAGAUCCUAAAGGUUUGAUUGCCGGUGUUUCCACUGCUGCCACUGUUUUAGGAUUGUUUGUUAUAUAUGUGACUUUUAUCUUGAUACAAAGAAAGAAAAGGUUAAACAAACAAAAUUCAGUAUUGACAGGACUAGAUGUGAAACCUUACACAUUUAGUUAUGCUGAACUGAGGGCUGCAACUGAAGAUUUCAAUCCUGCCAAUGUACUGGGAGAAGGAGGAUAUGGCCAAGUGUUUAAGGGCAUACUGAAUGAUGGGAGAACAGUGGCUGUUAAGCAACUCUCUACUACAUCCAACCAAGGAAAGGGCCAGUUCUUGACAGAGAUUGCAACUAUAUCUGCUGUGCAACACCGGAACCUUGUGAGAUUGCAUGGCUGCUGUGUUGAUGAAGACAAGCGAAUUCUGGUGUAUGAAUACCUAGAAAACGGGAGUCUCGACCAUGCAAUAUUUGGGAAGAAGAAUUUACUCCUUGGUUGGCCAAAGCGUUUUGACAUAUUAUUAGGUGUAGCAAAAGGCCUCACCUAUCUACACGAGGAGUCAAGAUUAAGAAUUGUGCAUAGAGACGUCAAAGCUAGUAAUAUUCUACUUGAUGCUGAUCUUGACCCCAAAAUCUCAGAUUUCGGUCUGGCUAAGCUCUAUGAUGACAAGAUGACUCACAUGAAUACAAGGGUCGCUGGUACAAUUGGCUACCUGGCACCGGAGUAUGCACUGAGAGGACAUCUAACAGAGAAAGCUGAUGUGUUUGCAUUUGGAGUGGUGGCUUUGGAGGUUCUUAGUGGAAGGCCUAACUCUGAUGAUAGUCUUGGUCACGAGACAGUUUAUCUUCUUGACUGGGUCUGGAACUUGCUCGAGAACAAUAACAAAUUGGCGAUGUUGGAUGAGAAGCUGGAGUCAUUUGAUGAGGAAGAGGUCAACCGGGUUAUUGGAGUAGCUCUGCUUUGCACCCAGGCAUCACCAUCUUGCCGGCCAACAAUGUCAAGGGUGGUGGGCAUGUUGGCAGGAGAUGUGGAAAUUCCAUAUGUCCCUGAAAGGCCAACUUAUCUGCUUCUAUGGCAAUAUAGGGAUGUCACCAGCAGCUUUGCGUUCGAUGACACUACUGAUGCUUCAAUCGUAAGGCGAGCAAAUAACCAACCGAGUCCUCCACGUGAUUGGAGCAAAGGGGAGAGUGUGGAAACUGGACCAUUUUCUUCGCAGUCAAUUGAAAGCGAUAUCACUGCCGAGGGAAGAUGAAUUUUGCUUACCAGUGUUUAAAAUCAUUACAAGGAUUUGGCCAGCAGCAUCACCACUCAGCUAAGUCUUCGAUUCAUACAUUUAUUCAAAUGAAAGUUGAAUAACCUUAUCGGAGAUUUCAUAACAAAUUUACAGAAACUUGUAUUUGUCUAUAGAUAAUGCAUAUCCACUAUUGGAUUGCCCGUGUAACUAAAAUUUCUCCAUUUUCAAGUUCUGAUAAGAUAAGUCAUAAAUGUUGAGCAACAUCAUUCCUUUUGGUACA